AAAGCAAUGAGACAAGCAAUAAUUCUGAUAAACAAGAAUUAGAAGUGAAUAAAAUGAGUAUAGAAACAACAAAUAUAGAUAAAUUACUUAGUUUAAAGCUUAUAGAAGUAGAGAUGACCUUAGAUGAAAUUCAACCUAAAGCAAAAGCAAAAGCAACAACUAAAAAUGUAACAAAAAGUAUAGAAGGAAUUAAAGCAAUUCAAGAAGAUAAUGAUCAAGAAUCUUCUUUAAAAAAUAUAUCACAAUAG
Molecule: messenger RNA, 248 nt
Organism: Scutellospora calospora
Lineage: Eukaryota; Fungi; Glomeromycota; Glomeromycetes; Diversisporales; Gigasporaceae
Source: the annotation of a GenBank genome assembly